AUGGCUGAUAUAGUCCCUCUGACAGCAUUUAAAGCCAUUCAGGACCAAAUAAAAACACUGUGUUUGCGAGACUUUCCUUGCGGCACUGGCAGCUGGCAUAAAACGGAUCUUUUGUCCAAGAACAAACACAGGAAAUCUGGGGCACAAGUGAUAUACAGAUAUGAGGACGUGCAGUUGGAUAUCGAUGAUGCAGACGAGGAAAACAGCGACCAGCUGAUUGAGCUGAUCACUGAUCCUCGGUCGCCAUGGUACAUGGAAUACAGCUGGAGCAAGGAGGCUGGCACCUUAAAGGAGAAGGCAAUCAAGUCACCAUGGCUAAUAAAGCCAGACUUUGUAUACAGCUGUUUCCAAACUCUGAAUAUUGAUGAUAAAUCUGUAACAGAAAUAGAUGAGGGACUCUUGAGGUUCAAAAACUUGGAGGAGAUAACUCUCAGUGCAAAUUAUAUUAAAACAGUGAAUUCAUCGUAUCUGCCAGCUUCAUUGAAGGUGCUGGAACUUUGUGCCAAUGACAUUGAUGACAUCACUGACCUUUGCAGCAGACCUCCGCCACUUCGUCAUCUAGGUCUUGGCAGGAACCGAAUCUCUACUCUUGGAAACUGUGUUUCUGGAACUUUCUGGCCGGAGCUUGUGUCCUUGGAUCUGAGUUACAAUGACCUCUGUGGGCUGACAGAUCUUGUGAAAAUGUUCAGCACGUUACCCAAGUUAAGGAAUCUGACCUUGCAGGGAAAUCCUGUUUCGCUCAUUUCAGGUUAUCGAGGCUAUGUCAUUGACAGCUUGCGGAAUCUGACAGUUCUUGAUGACAAGCAGAUUUCUGUUGAUGAGAAGUACAGCUUCAAUGGCCUAGCAACUUUGGAAGAAUUAGUUCGAGACGAAGCAUUAGUCCAGCUUGGGGUUAUAAGUCUCAAAGGCCUUCAAUGUCCUCCAGAAAUUAUGAAUCCAAACAGCCAGCCAGACUACCCUGUGAUAGAAAGAACCUACUUUGUUCAGUUUAUGCUCCCUAGGGUGUACCAAGAACCGGUAGAAAAAUUAGAAGCUCCAAGUGCCUAUCUGUUUACAGACAUGCAGUCAGCCAAUGAGAUUACACCACUGCCAGAAAUGGACAAAGGUAUACUAGAGCAGGUACUCAUACAUGGUGUUUUGCAUAAUAAACACCAGAAGAGGUUCCAGCAAGGCAGCAUAGGUAUUCUUCUUCUGGCUGACAGCUCCCAGUUGAUGACAACAGACAUCACACAACCUAGAGAUGUCACACAAACUGUUGACGUCACACAAACUGUUGACCCAUCACAACCCAUUGACGUUGCACAACCCACAGAAACAGAAGGGACACCACAGACAUUGACAGAACCAGUCAACUCCAGCUUCCUGCCCUGGGAUGAUCAUAUGCAGUUUAACUGGACAAGGGAUGUCACUCUCAAGGAUCUCUUAACUGUUAGAGAUUUUUUCAGAACAGGAAUGGACGUGCAUGUCAUGGAACAAACAGUUGAAGCAUAUCCUCAAUGGGCAGUUACUGGCUCUAACAACAAAAUGGAACCCAAAGGAAGAGAACAGAAAGAUAAGAAGAAAACCAAGGAACCAGAGAAAGCUAAAGAACGAUUAAAGAAAAAGACAGCAUCGACAGAGGAUUUUUUAAAAAGUCCGCCUAAAUUAACGAAUAUUGCCUCAUUUCAUGUCCCUUUGGAGUGUUUUCUUAAUGGAGAACUGGAGUAUAAAAACACGUUUACCAAGAUCAACGUUGUGUCGCAGACAUCAAUCCUGAGUAAAAUGUCUGAGGAAAAGAUUGAUAAAAAAAUGGACAAAAGAAAGGCAUCUUCAAAGUCGCCCGCCGUGAAGAAAGAUCGCAAGAAAUCUCCUCAACUCAAGGACAUCGGCAGGAGAAAGCAAGGAGAUGAAAUGUUUGCUCCCACUGAGCUUCAGCUGGCUAUCUCUGUUAAACUUGGUCACUGGCUGACAGCACUAGAUGCUGUUGCUGUCAGAAAAUCUGCUUCCUUGGGAGAAAUUGUGAAUGCAGUCACUAAAUAA
Molecule: messenger RNA, 2019 nt
Organism: Candidula unifasciata
Lineage: Eukaryota; Metazoa; Mollusca; Gastropoda; Stylommatophora; Geomitridae
Source: the annotation of a GenBank genome assembly